Molecule: messenger RNA, 1032 nt
Organism: Nematocida major
Lineage: Eukaryota; Fungi; Microsporidia
Exons: 1
Coding region: 1-1032 (343 amino acids)
Biological process (GO): proteolysis
Molecular function (GO): aspartic-type endopeptidase activity
Source: RefSeq, a predicted model, not a curated record
AUGGGAACCACAGACGUGACUGGUCUUAUAGACACAGGCGCAUGCGUCACAAUACUGAGUAAGCAUGUGUAUACACAGUUAAAGCAAGAAGCUAGCAUACUAAAAGAAAUACGAUCUUCGAAGAGAUUCGUAGCCGCGGGACGUGGGAACACGAUUCAGUCCUAUAGGGAAAUUUUAGUAGAUGUGACUUGUGGAGGGGUUCAUUUAGGUACCCAUACAUGUUUUGUACUGCCCAGCGAUGAGACCGACAUUCUGCUAGGAGGGAGUCUUGCCCGGAAGAUCCUAGAGAGUGGGCUGGCAGACAUGAAGUAUCCAGAGAAGGUACAAUAUACAGUAGGAACAGAAAGGAAAGAGCAAGUAUCAUCGUCGAAAAAUAUAGACUACGUUACAGCGCGUAGCUAUCCUGUACAUCAGAGUACCCAGAGAAUGACAGGUUUUAGAGACUCCGAAAGUGCACAAGAAAAUUCGAGAGCAAAUGUCCCCGCGGACCAUUUACAUACGAGAAAAAUAACAGACUACCCGCCACAAGCACACAAAGACUCACACCUACCUACAGAAGAGAUGCUUGCCAUGGCAGAAAAGAAAGUACGCGAACUUAUAAAAGAGGGAUUUGUAGUAGAGACCACGGGCAGCAAAUGGCUGAUACCCAUCCACCUAGUCAAGAAGACAAACGGAACAUGGCGAUUCUGUCUCGGCCUUAGGAGACUGAACCUACUAACAACACAGGAUAACUAUCCCCUUCCGAAAAUAGCAACUAUCACUGACGACUUACGCGACAUGAAAUACUUUACGAAACUAGACAUUAAAGAUGGAUUCUUCAGAGUGCCACUGGUAGAAGAAACACAGCACAAGACAACAUUUAAGCUAGGCAAGACGUGCUACAAAUUUAGAAAGAAGAAAAAUAAAGUGAACAAAAUAUGUGUGUCUGUACGGAUUGGAAGGGAAAAAACUAGAAUGAAGAAUUUAUUUUUUGGAGUGUUAUGGUGGUGUAGUAUAGUAGAAAAGAGAAGGAAGGCAGAAGUAGAGAGAUAA